Messenger RNA from Manis javanica (Malayan pangolin), 3145 nucleotides. It is a transcript of the gene MARCHF7, whose product is annotated as membrane associated ring-CH-type finger 7. Lineage: Eukaryota; Metazoa; Chordata; Mammalia; Pholidota; Manidae. Gene Ontology annotation, molecular function: ubiquitin conjugating enzyme binding; ubiquitin binding; zinc ion binding. The record is from RefSeq and is a predicted model, not a curated record. Gene Ontology annotation, cellular component: nucleus. Gene Ontology annotation, biological process: protein autoubiquitination.
GGAGGAGAAGGGAGGGGCGUUGAACGGUGGAGGCUGGUUCUGCGCCGGAUCCGGGAGAGGGGCGGGCGCCAUUGUGCUUCGCUGCCGACUGCUCUGCCUCAGGUGGAGGCCCAGAACUCCGCGGAGGAAGGAAACCUUAAGAAUGGAAUCUAAAUCUUCAAGGAUUCCAAGAAGAAUUUCUGUUCAGCCCUCCAGCUCUUUAAGUGCAAGGAUGAUGUCUGGAAGCAGAGGAAGUAGUUUGAAUGAUACCUGUCACUCAAGAGACUCUUCAUUUAGACUGGAUUCUGAAUAUCAGUCUAUGUCAGCGUCAGCAUCUGCAUCACCAUUUCAGUCUCCAUGGUAUAGUGAAUCAGAGAUAACUCAGGGAGCACGCUCAAGAUCACAAAACCAGCAACGGGAUCAUGAUUCAAAGAGACCUAAACUUUCCUGUACUAACUGUACAUCUACCUCAGCUGGGAGAAAUGUUGGACAUGGCUUAAAUGCAGUGUCAGAUUCUUCUUGGAGGCAUAGUCCAGUUCACAGAUCUUCAUCAGUGGUACUUGGAUCAUUUGGAACUGACUUAAUGAGAGAGAGGAGAGAUUUAGAGAGGAGAGCAGAUUCUUCCAUUAGUAAUCUUAUGGAUUGUAGUCACAGAAGUGGUGAUUUCACAGCUUCGUCAUAUGUUCAAGACAGAGCUCCUUCUUCAUAUUCACAGGGAGCAAGACCAAAAGAGAACUCAGUGAGCUCUUUACAAUUGAAUACAUCAUCCACAAAUCACCAAAUGCCUUCUGAACAUCAGACCAUACCAUGUUCUAGAGACUCUAGUAGAAAUUCUUUAAGAUCACAUUUUUCUUCAAGAGAAUUGGAAUCUCCCCCAAAUAGUACACAGCCUGGAUUUUCUUAUAUUUCAAAUAGAGAUGGAACCUCAGCCAAAAGCAGUUCAGGUAGGGUUGGUUCAUCUCAAAGAUCAUUUCAAGAAUCUUCCGACAAUGAAGGUAGACGUACAACCAGGAGAUUGCUGUCACGUAUAGCUUCUAGUAUGUCAUCUACUUUUUUUUCACGAAGAUCAAGUCAGGAUUCCUUGAAUACAAGAUCAUUGAGUUCUGAAAAUUCUUACAUUUCUCCAAGAAUCUUGACAGCUUCACAGUCUCGUAGUAAUGCAGCAUCAACUUCUGAUGUUCCUGAUAAUAGGGCAUCUGAAGCUUCUCAGGGAUUUCGAUUUCUUAGGCGAAGAUGGGGUUUGUCAUCUCUUAACCAAAAUCAUAGCUCUGAGCCAGAUUCAGAAAAUUUUAACCAGGAAUCUGAAGGUAGACAUUCAGGACCGUGGUUAUCUUCCUCAUUUAGAAAUAGGUGCACACCUUUGUUCUCUAGGAGGAGGCGAGAGGGACGAGAUGAAUCUUCAAGAACACCUACCUCUGAUAUACCAUCUAGAUCUCAUCAUACUUUUAGAAGAGAAUCAAAUGAAGUGGUUCACCUUGAAGCAGAGAGCGAUCCCCUUGGGGCUGCUGCUAACAGACCACAGGCAUCUGCAGCAUCAAGCAGUGCUGCUGCAGGCGGCUCCACCCCAGGGUCGGCUCAUGGUGGAAGAAACACAGGAAGAGCAGGGAUCCUUCCGGGUUCUUUAUUCCGAUUCGCAGUCCCCCCAGCACUUGGAAAUAAUUUGACUGACAAUGUCAUGAUCACUGUAGAUAUUAUUCCUUCAGGUUGGAAUUCAUCUGAUGGAAAAAGUGAUAAAACUAAAAGUGCAUCUUCAAGAGACCCAGAAAGACUGCAGAAAAUAAAAGAGAGCCUCCUUUUAGAGGACUCUGAAGAAGAAGAAGGUGACCUAUGUAGAAUUUGUCAGAUGGCAGCUGCAUCAUCAUCUAUGAACGACUAUCUCGGAUGCAAAUGCACAGGAAGUUUGCAGUAUGUCCACCAAGAAUGUAUGAAAAAGUGGUUACAGGCCAAAAUUAACUCUGGUUCUUCGUUAGAGGCUGUAACCACCUGUGAACUCUGUAAAGAGAAAUUGCAGCUUAACCUGGAGGAUUUUGAUAUUCAUGAACUACAUAGAGCUCAUGCAAAUGAACAAGCUGAGUAUGAGUUUAUCAGCUCUGGUCUCUACCUAGUUGUGUUACUGCACUUGUGUGAGCAAAGCUUUUCUGAUAUGAUGGGAAAUACAAAUGAACCCAGCACACGUGUCCGAUUUAUUAACCUUGCAAGAACUCUUCAGGCACAUAUGGAAGAUCUCGAAACUUCAGAGGAUGAUUCUGAAGAAGAUGGAGACCAUAACAGAGAAUUUGAUAUUGCCUAACUUCAUAUAAAACAAAUGGAUGGUCUGUGAACAACUGUGUUUAUUACAACUGGCAAUUGAGUAUUAAUUUUGAGGGGGAAUGCCUGUUGAAUAUAUUGACUAUAUGUGUGUGUAUAUACAUAUAUAAUGAAUAUAUAUAUGCAUAUGUAUGCAUGUAUAUAUAUAUUCAUUCUCAAGUGUUGCUGAAUUAAAAUUCUGCUGGACCUUUAACAUGGUCAUAUAAGUUGGUAAUCAAAAGUAUUUUUCUGGUAGGUGAAUGGGAAAGUGUUAACUUUGUUUUACAUAUCUAAGCAGUGCUGACAGCCUGUUUUGUGUUCUUAUUACUGUAGUCAUAUUUAUGAAAAGAAGUUCAUGUUUUAGUCUCUUGGUAGUGAAAAAAAGUGGGACAAAAUAUACUUUCAAAAUAAAAUGCCAGAUGGCACCUGAUUACUUUAACUUUUAAGAUGCCUUAAGUUGCAGUCUUCAUAUUAUCAUAAUCAUUUUCUUCCACUUAUUUUAAAAAAGAAAAAAGAAUGGGAAGUAAGUUCUGAAGAGCAUUAUAUUAGAUUUCCAACUUUAAUUUGAAUUCUAAAUUGACUUAGCAAUAAAAUCUUGUUUUUAAAAAAGUAUAGAACUGUAAAAGGUAUAAGUGAUGGAUAAAUUUUUGUAUUGAUUGGAAAGUGCAAAUUAUAUUUGAUAGUCCAUAGUAUGUAGAUAUUCCUCUUAGGAAUACUACAGCUGUAAAUUAUAUCAGAAUUGUCAGUUAAUGCUAUUUGGUAAAAGAAAAAGAAGGGGAAAAAUGUGUUACAAUCUUAAAAAUUUAUGGAGUAUUUUUAAAUCCCACCUUAUGUUCAGAGUUUAAAGUGCUGGUUUUCAACGUGUUUUUUUAGUGUUGUC